AUGGCUCAACGCGUCACCCUCCGUAAACGCCAACCCUACAACACCACCUCAAGCCGUAGACGCAUCGUAAAGACCCCAGGUGGAAAACUCCCGAAAUGCGGUGAUUGCGGUAUUGGUCUUCCUGGUGUCCCUGCUCUCCCGCCAAAGACUGUGUGCAGGGCUUAUGGUGGUUCGCGAUGCGGAGACUGUGUCAAGUCGCGCAUCCUACGAGCAUUCCUUGUCGAGGAGGCAAAGAUAGUCAAGAAGGUCAUCAAAAGCCAACAGAAGGCAGGAGGCCGCAAGUAA
Suillus subalutaceus is the source of this 285-nucleotide messenger RNA. RefSeq lists its product as uncharacterized. The record is from RefSeq and is a predicted model, not a curated record. The transcript is spliced from 5 exons. Bases 1 to 285 code for a protein of 94 amino acids. NCBI's taxonomy places the organism in Eukaryota, Fungi, Basidiomycota, Agaricomycetes, Boletales, Suillaceae. Gene Ontology annotation, molecular function: structural constituent of ribosome. Gene Ontology annotation, cellular component: ribosome; cytosolic large ribosomal subunit. Gene Ontology annotation, biological process: ribosome biogenesis; translation.